Cottoperca gobio is the source of this 1633-nucleotide messenger RNA. RefSeq names its product proteasome subunit alpha type-6-like. Bases 188 to 928 code for a protein of 246 amino acids. The transcript is spliced from 7 exons. Gene Ontology annotation, biological process: ubiquitin-dependent protein catabolic process. Lineage: Eukaryota; Metazoa; Chordata; Actinopteri; Perciformes; Bovichtidae. The record is from RefSeq and is a predicted model, not a curated record. Gene Ontology annotation, cellular component: proteasome core complex, alpha-subunit complex; proteasome core complex.
GUAACAGAAAGAGAAAGUAAAACACAACCCCCAGAAGUAACUCCAUGAUCCCGCUGUAGCAGCUCGAGCACGCAGUUUCCUAUUAACCGUGUAGAAGAAUCGGUUAGUUAUUAGUUAGUUAUUAUUAUUAUUCAGGGAGAUUUUAAAGAUACUUUAAGAGCCGUGAAGUUCACCUGAGGUCACCAACAUGUCGCGAGGUUCAAACCCAGGUUUCGACCGACACAUCACCAUCUUUUCACCGGAGGGCCGCCUCUACCAAGUCGAGUACGCCUUCAAAGCAGUCUGCCAGAGCGGGAUGACGUCUGUGGGGGUCCGGGGGACAGACAGCGCUGUGGUGGUCACACUAAAGAAAAUACCUGACAAGCUGCUGGACCCGUCCACUGUGACCAACAUAUUCAAGCUGACCCCUCGCAUCGGCUGUGUGAUGACGGGGCAAGGAGCGGACAGUCACUCCCAGGUUCACCGGGCACGAGUGGAAGCAGGAGAAUGGAAGUAUAAGUUUGGUUACGACAUCACGGCGGACGUGUUGUGUCGCAGGUUGGCCGAAAUCUCCCAGGUGUACACGCAAAACGCUGAGAUGAGGCCUCUUGGCUGCUGUAUGACCAUGGUGGCCAUGGACCCCCAGCAGGGUCCUGUGCUGUAUAAGUGUGACCCCGCAGGCUACUACUGCGGCUUCAGAGCCACAGCAGUCGGGGCCAAACACAUAGAGGCCAACAGCUACCUGGAGAAGAAACUGAAGAAGAAGCCUGAACUGACCCACGACAGGACCGUUCAGCUGGCUAUAUCCUGUCUGUCCUCCGUCCUGUCUUUGGACUUCAAGCCCGACGACCUGGAGAUCGGCGUGGUCACCGAGGAUAAACCCAAGUUCAGGAUGCUGUCGGAGGCAGAGAUAGACGCCCACCUGGUUGCCAUCGCAGAACGGGAUUAAAGACGCCCUCGCAAAGUUCAAACCUGCGAUUCAUCAUCGUAGUAUUUCAUUUGUAGUCAUUAGUCUGCAGGCAAAAGUACACACCUGUGUGUGUGUGUGUGUGUGUGUAGGAUAUUCAUGCACACCUGAAGAAGAGUUAUUAAACACUAAAAUAAGUUUAAUUUCUAAUGUUUUACCAGGUAUUUCUAGUCGGCUUUAAAAACAAUUCAACACAAACAACUCGUAAUAAUAAUAAUGUGUAACUUCUGGCACAAGCAACACAUUCCUCAAACAUGACUCUUUAUUUUGACUUUCUCUGGUUUUGUUUGGACGUGUAAAGAAUAUUAUAUAUAUAUAUAUAUAUAUAUAUAUAUAUAUAUAUAUAUAUAAUAUUAUGAUCAUCAUCUGCACUCAUUUUUAAACAGCUGUUAUAAUAAAAUUAAAUAGAAAAAUGUUUUGCAUUAAAUGAAAUAGUUAAUGAUUUGACUUUGAGUUUAUUUCCCUUCAUCCUGAUGGAACAACAUUCCCCUGGUUGAGCAGCAGGUGGCGUCAGUGAGGUGUUACCUGAGGCUGACCGGGAGAAGCACGAGCACAAGCACGAUAUUAAUGUGUUUUAUAUCAUUUAGAUAAGGGCUGCAAGAUAUGAGGAAAAUAAGUGAUAAGGUUGAAUAUCAUGAAUCACAAUAUUACUUGAGAUAAAUAGAUAUUAAAGUUUACUCAGUUCUG